GACGCGGCGGGGGGAGGGCGUGUUCGCGGUUGGUCCGGUGUUUGUCAGAUCGUGCGUGGGCAGUCGAGUAUCUGGUGGGUUUGUGCUGUCGGGAGCAGCAUGGGCAGAUCCACAGCGCAGUGGGUGAGGGCGCAGGGGCUCGCGCAGCGUGCCUCCCCUCAUAAAGACGACUGGCAGCCACCCAGCUACACAGAGAUCUACCCGGACCCGGAUGGCGAGAAGUCGAUCAUGAGCUCGGUGGUCUACUGCAUCCACCACAAAGAGGGCUGCAAGUGGACCGACGAGCUGCGCAAGCUCAAGGCGCACCUGAACACGUGCAAGCAUGACGCCAUGCCGUGCACGAACGCGUGCGGCGCGAUGAUCCCCCACCUGAUGAUGGAGGACCACCUCAAGUUCACCUGCCCCCGCCGCCGCGCCCGCUGCGACCACUGCAACCUCGAGUUCAGCGGACAGACUCUGGAGAGUCACGUGGGAGGCUGCUCGCACGAGCCCGUCUACUGCGAGAAUAAGUGCGGCAACAAGGUGCAGCGCGUCAAGAUGGCGCACCACCGCGCGGCCGAGUGCAGUCGCCGCUUGGUGCCCUGCCGCUACUGCACCAAGGAGUUCGUGGCGGACACGCUGCAGGCGCACGUCAGCAAGUGCACCAAGUGCCCGGUCAGCUGCCCGCACGGCUGCGAGAUGGCCGUCACGCGCGACACCGUGGAGAGCCACACCAAGGAGUGCCCCAACGUCACUGUCAGCUGCGCGUUCAAAGACGCCGGCUGCCGAUUCAAGGGCCGGAAGGCGGCGGUGGAGCAGCACGUCGAGUCCAGCUCUCGCCAGCACCUGCUGCUCAUGUGCUCGGUGGUCGGGCGGCAGCAGCAGCAGAUCGCCGCGCUGAAGCAGGCCGUCGCCAAGUCAUCCGCCAACACGUCCGGCACGCUCAUCUGGAAGAUCGGUGACUUCGCUGCGCGCAUGGCCGAGUCGCGAGGAAAGGAAGGCCUUGAGCUCAUCAGCACUGCCUUCUUCACCAGCCAGUACGGCUACAAACUGCAGGCGUCACUGUUUCUAAACGGCAACGGCGCCGGCGAGGGCUCCCACCUCUCCAUCUAUAUCAAGAUCCUGCCGGGCGAGUACGACGCGUUGCUUCGCUGGCCGUUCGCCCACACCGUCUCCUUCACGCUGUACGACCAGGCGCCUACGCCCGAGGCAGCCUGCAAUAUCGUAGAGAGCUUCAUCCCUGACCCGACCUGGAAGAACUUCCAGCGGCCCAGCAAGGAGCCCGACUCUCUCGGCUUCGGCUUCCCACGCUUCAUCUCUCACGAAAUGCUCAAACGGCGCUUCUUCGUGCGGGACGACGCCAUGUUUAUUCGUGUGAAGAUCGAGGCUGGCAAAAUCGCCGCUGUGUGAGGCGCGCGAACCGACUCAAAGUGUUGUGCGGUGUUGUUUGUUGUGUGGGUAUGAUUCUCUUAUAGGCAUCGACCUUCCACCCGCGACGGUGGUCAGACCGUCGAAGUGUGUCCGAGGACGUAGAUGCAGUACGUGCCGUGUGUCGUGCGAACGACUCUUGUGUACACGUGGAGAGGAUAUGCAGAGCAGAUGUGCGUUGAGGAGGCGCCCUUCGUUCGCGGCGGGUGCCGUCGCUUUGUUUCGUUCUUUCAUGAUUAACAGUCACUGGUUUGCGCUGUAAGCUGUAGUCGUCGACGGUUAUUGAUGUAUGUGGUGCGCGAAGUCACGUCAUGAUCUCUGCGUGUAAAUAGUGUUUACGUUGUCGCCGUAACGUUGAUUGUUACAAAGGAACAAAGCUUUCAACGAAUAGUCGCUAAGUCUUCAUCGUACACGUAAAUCACUGGUGAUUUACUUUGUAAAGGAUGGUAGUUCAGCUGAUAUUUCCUGCAAUAAAAUAUUGGAGCACU
This is a messenger RNA of Pollicipes pollicipes, 1895 nucleotides long. It is a transcript of the gene Traf4, whose product is annotated as TNF receptor associated factor 4. The transcript is spliced from 8 exons. The coding region runs from base 100 to 1389 and encodes 429 amino acids. The record is from RefSeq and is a predicted model, not a curated record. Gene Ontology annotation, cellular component: plasma membrane signaling receptor complex. Gene Ontology annotation, molecular function: tumor necrosis factor receptor binding; ubiquitin protein ligase binding; zinc ion binding. Gene Ontology annotation, biological process: regulation of apoptotic process; regulation of canonical NF-kappaB signal transduction; signal transduction. Lineage: Eukaryota; Metazoa; Arthropoda; Thecostraca; Pollicipedomorpha; Pollicipedidae.